Scylla paramamosain (green mud crab) is the source of this 5258-nucleotide messenger RNA. RefSeq names its product atrial natriuretic peptide receptor 1-like. The record is from RefSeq and is a predicted model, not a curated record. Bases 69 to 2522 code for a protein of 817 amino acids. Gene Ontology annotation, molecular function: ATP binding; peptide receptor activity; protein kinase activity. Gene Ontology annotation, cellular component: plasma membrane. NCBI's taxonomy places the organism in Eukaryota, Metazoa, Arthropoda, Malacostraca, Decapoda, Portunidae. Gene Ontology annotation, biological process: receptor guanylyl cyclase signaling pathway; protein phosphorylation; cGMP biosynthetic process. The transcript is spliced from 20 exons.
GCUAAUACACACUUCUCUUCCCCACAGUCCUGGUGAUCUGCGGCUCCCAGUCCAACGUGAGGCGCAUUAUGCUGGCGGCUUACGAGCUCAACAUGGUGGCCAAGGGGGAGUACGCCUUCUUCAACGUGGAGAUCUUUACCGGUACGUCAUCUAACUUCAAGCCAUGGCACAAUGCGAGCGACACGCCCGAGAGGAACCAGCAGGCCAAGAAGGCGUACGAGGCGGUGCUGAUGGUGACGGCACGCAGCCCUAGCAGCCACCGCUAUCGCAACUUCUCCAGCCAGGUGAAGAAGAUCGCGAGGGAAGAGUUCGAGUAUUCAGCCUAUGAGGACGAGACAGUGAACCCCUACGUGGCGGGCUUCUUCGAGGGCCUGUUGGUGUACGCCGCGGCUCUUAACACCACGCUGCAGCAGAACGGCUCUAUCACCGAUGGCCGUCACAUCAUCAGCAACAUGUGGAACAGAACCUUUGGCGCUGAUGUGGUGCCGCCCUGGUUUACAAGCAACAUCUCCAUUGACGAGCACGGCGACAGGAAGGCGGACUACACACUCCUCGACAUGAACUCUCUCACCGGCAUCUUCGAGCCUGUGGCGACAUACUACGGCGAGAGCGGUAGCCUGGAGUUCACCGGCAACAUCACGUGGCCGGGAGGGAGUCCACCCAGGGACAGGCCAAAGUGUGGCUUCGACAACUCGCUUUGCCCUGAAACUACCGGUCCCUGGAGUAUCGUGGCGGGCCUGCUGGCGCUGCUGGUUGUGGUCAUGGCGGUUGGCAGCGUCUUCAUAUACAGGCAUUACAAGCUGGAGGCGGACCUGGCCUCCAUGACGUGGCGCGUCUCCUGGGAGGACGUGGAGAUUACCGACUUGACCAAGAGGGGCAAGUGUGGCUCCAAGAUCUCCGUGGGCAAGAUAAGCAUUACUACGUGUGCCUCUGUGGAUUCCCUGGUGGAGAAUCGCCAGGUGUUCAUCCGCACGGGCAAAUACAAGGUGCAUGGCCUCACUAGACAGGGCGUCACGGUGGCCAUCAAGAAGCUGAACAAGGACCGCGUGGAGCUUGACAGACCCAUGCUCAUCCAACUCAAACGGAUGAAGGACCUUCAGUACGAACACCUGGCGAGGUUCAUCGGAGUGUGCGUGGACCCAAAGCCUUACUGCGCCUUCUUUACCGAGUACUGCCCCAAAGGCUCCCUGCAAGACAUUCUGGAGAACGAAGACGUUCAGCUGGACUCCAUGUUCAAGAUGUCACUUAUGCAUGACAUCGUGAAGGGGAUGGCCUUCCUGCACUCCAGCGAACUGCGGACACACGGCAACCUCAAGUCCAGCAACUGUGUCGUUGACUCGCGCUUCGUCCUCAAGCUCACCGACUUCGGACUUCACAGCCUCAGGGAGAGCGAGAGUCAGUCCCCAGACUACCACGUGUUCUGGAAAAGCAAGCUAUGGACGGCCCCAGAAAUCCUGCGCAACCCAAACCCGCCCGCGGAAGGAACUCAGAAGGCGGACGUGUACUCAUUCGCCGUCAUAGUCCACGAGAUAAUCUACAGGAUGGGCGCCUUCUACGUCAAGGAUGAGAGUCUCUCUGCACAGCAGAUAGUGGAGAAUGUUAAGAACGGCGGCGUGACUCCGUUCCGGCCCAGCACCGAGGACGAGGUGGCGGAGGAGGAGGUGAUGCAGAUGAUGAAGAAGUGCUGGGCUGAGGAGUGCAUGGAGCGACCCGACUUCCAGCAGCUCAAGACUAUCAUUCGUCGACUCAACAAGGAUAACGAGUCUGGCAACAUCUUGGACAACCUGCUGUCCCGCAUGGAGCAGUACGCCAACAACCUGGAGGCGCUGGUGCAGGAGAGGACCGCGGACUACUUGGAGGAGAAGCGUCGGUGCGAGGAGCUCCUAUACCAGCUGCUGCCGAAGUCGGUGGCCAGCGCGUUAAUUCAAGGCCAGAGCAAGAUCGCGGAGACCUUCGACUGCGUCACCAUCUAUUUCAGCGACAUCGUCGGGUUCACAGCGCUCUCCGCCCAGUCAACGCCCAUGCAGGUGGUGCAUCUCCUCAAUGACCUAUACACGCGAUUCGAUGCCAUCAUUGAGAACUUCGACGUGUACAAGGUGGAGACCAUAGGUGACGCGUACAUGGUGGUAUCGGGACUGCCGGUGAGGAACGGCACCGCACACACACGGGAGAUCGCCAGGAUGUCCUUAGCGCUGCUUAGGGAGGUAGAGACCUUUACUAUUCCCCACCGACCUGAGGACAAGCUGAAGCUGAGGAUCGGAAUGCACACAGGGCCUUGCGUGGCCGGCGUGGUGGGCCUCAAGAUGCCUCGCUACUGCCUCUUCGGUGACACUGUCAACACCGCCUCCCGAAUGGAGAGUAAUGGACAACCACUGAAGAUCCACGUCUCCCCCUUCACCCAGAAGUUACUUGCUGAGCACUACCCGUCCUUCGUGUUGGAACUGCGAGGCGAGGUUGACAUGAAGGGCAAGGGGAGGAUGAACACCUACUGGCUGCUUGGAGAGAACGAUUCUGGAGCUUAAGGUACACCAUCUGUCUCUCUCACAAAGACUCCAACGUCCAGCAGGCCACUGUCUGCGGCCCCCACGCCUCCGCCGCUCAGGGUCAUAGCACCCACCAUCCCUGAGAAGCCCAUCACUAGAUGGAUUCAAGGAUCCCCUUUCCUUCUGUCUCCAGGCACCGCGACGCAGCCCUCACGCCUCGCACCUUAGCGUUCUCCUCAACCCGGCAUUACCGAAAGCUUGCAAGAUGUUUAUAAGCCUUGCAUAUUUCUCGUCUAGUAGCGGCACAUAUGUGCGGGAUUCAGUAGGUUAUCGAAUAAUAUAAUGUUCUAUGAUAGAUGCUCAUUGAAGAAAAACUAAACAGGCCAACGUGAUAACGUUUACGUGCAGCCAACUAUUUAUAGAAAAUUAUUUAUUGAGUAUCAGCUUGACUGUGUAGAUAGUCCCAGGAUCAUGCUUCCUGGAGGAGCCGCAGAAAACUCUAUGAGCUGGGGCCAGUGUGGGGCAGUCGUUGGAGCGGGGAUGGGUUGUAGCGCGGUACGCGGCUUGGGCCGCGUACAUUCUCUUCCGACACUACGCCCUCCACCAGGACCAAACGCCUCCAUGAGCAGCAGCAACCUUCUCGCCCCUUGCCACAGAUGUCGGCAGAGGAAUGGCCGACAGAGGGUUUUGGUGGUCUUUGUUCGAACACGAGGUAUUUAUUUGUUAAUUUAAUUAAAGUAUGAAAUAUAUCGAUGGCCCCGUUGCCGCGAAACUUAGAUUUAUCACCUCAAGGACGAUUUGUGUCAAAUUUGUUUAGAAUUUUAGAGUUCAUGUAGGCCGGUUGUCUUCUAUGUCGCUGGUUAAUGGUGUGUGUCAGGGCUCGAAGUUCAGUCGGUGUUGAUAUGUUUCCAGGCCAGUUUAGUUCCACUCGUUCAUUUCAAUAUGUGUAACUGUAGGUAUGGCAGCGUUUUUCUAAGGUGUUCAGUGUAGCUAAUACGGCUUGCUAACCGAUGUUAAAUCUUGUCUCAAGACGCUUUUUAUGUAAACUUAAUGUUUGUACUGUCAUAUACAUUUCGUUUGUUUAUUUUGACCAUUCAAAUGAGUUAUUCGAAUGCAGCACUCAAGUUCGCAUACUUGUAUCCACCUACGUCCAGACGACCAAGCGGCGACUCCCUGGCAACGAUACCCACCAUAAUGGAAAGUAGUGUCCGCCUUCACGAUGAGACUGCAGAGCUGGUUGUUGUCUGGACGAAGGGCAAUGUGCUGAUUCCUAUAAGCUUGUCCUGGAACUCCCAAUCCUCCCUCCCUACUUUCCUUUUCUAUUCUUCAGAACCUUUCCCCCUCCAAAAAUUUGACUUCUGUUUUCCUUACUUUUAUAGUUCUCUCUCCACUCCCUGACAAACGUCAUUCAUUCCCGCUCCCCCCUUUGCCUUGGUCUGGGCAGUUUUCUGCAUUUCCCCUCUGUCGACCAACUUCACCAAGAGCCUCUCUAUCAUGCACUAGAGCGUCAGCCCCUCGCUGGCCCUAGAGCCUCGCGCCCCGCCCAGGAAACAGCACUUCAGUCGAAACUUACUGGUACGUUUGAUGAGCAAAGUAACACCUUGACUGAUUUUAUUCAUGGCAUGUACUUGCCUUUCUUGAAGACCUGAAUGAAACGUAGCACUAAAAAUUCUGACAGGAUUCGAGCAUUUAAGUUAUUGCAUAAUUUAUGUAGGUGUGUCCAUCAUCAUACAGUUAAUUUACUGCUAUUUAGCAAACUUCAUGGUGUCGUUAUAAUAUCUAUGUUAUGUAUAAAAUAAUAUGAAGUUUGUUCUAUAGCAGAUAAAUGUUAUAUUAAUGGAUCUUUUCGCAUCAUGGCAAGAUUCACGUAAACCUUAGCGUCAGGCAGUGACGUGGGUUUCCUAAGACACUGACCUACUCGACACCGAAGUCUUGCGGCGCCGCAGCUCCGAUGCCGCGCCAUGCCCUACCCUCCCCUCCUGCAGCCACUCAGGAGUGUAAAACCUGCAAGAUAUAUUUUUCUCGCGGCUGAAUCUUUCUUCAACUUUCAUCUAGUCUCUCUCAGAGUUUCGGUUGCUCUGUAUUUUAUCAAUAAAUACAUUCUAUUAAUAUAUACUUGAUAAAGACACAGAAUUAUUACUAUGUGUGAAUAAUAUUGUACAAACGCUCGUGUUUUCGUAGAAAAUUAUAUUUCCACGGAAUUCUCUUCACCGCCCCAAUAGAUGAUUCAUGUUCAGUGUUGGCGUAGCCAAGGCAUCAGUGUAGAAUCACUGUUGCAGUUUAGCAUAAGGUACUAUACUUUAUAGAGCUGCAAAAAAUAGUAAAAUAGUAGCAGAGUCGACAACUGCCCUGUACACCUACACACACAGAGGGUGGAGUAAAGUCUGAUGGACAGGCGAUCAUUACUUGAUUUCACAGGUAGUCAGUGAGUAGGGUGGGUGAGCACCUUGCAGUCUGCCCGGCUCCCGCUCGCUGACCACCCGUGACGAGGCCUUUCUGUUAAGUAGAUCUGCUCCUGAGCCCCACCCUACAAAACGUGUGUGUAAGUCAACAGUCUGACAUAUACUAAUAAGUAAAUAAAUAACAACCUCCUGCGGUCCUAGAUUACGGUCCCUUGAGGAACGAGGAAUGAGCAUUGUGCAGGCCGGCCAAGCGUCACGCCCUGCGCCACCCGCCUGUAUGGUGGGCACCGGCCAGGAGUGACGCCAUGUAAGUAUGUAUACUAAACAUGACGUAUGUUCAGUAUGUCCAAAUAAAUUAUUGUGAACUACUGUA